CCUGCGACAUUCCAAUCCGUCAUCGAUCAUGCGAUUCGACCCUACCUUGACAAGUUCGCCAUUUGCUAUUUGGAUGACAUUCUCAUCUAUUCCAAGACCCUCGAGGAGCACAAGGAGCACGUAAGGAAGGUACUGGACGCACUACACCAGCACAACCUUUCGGUCAACAUGGAAAAGAGCGAAUUCCAUGUGAAGGAAACCGUGUUUCUUGGGUAUCUGAUCUCGGAGAACGAAGUCAGAAUGGAACCAAGCAAGGUGGAAGCUGUACGAAACUGGCCUGUGCCCAGGAACGCGACCGAUGUACGCGGAUUCCUAGGGUUCACCAACUUCUAUCGCAUGUUCAUACGCGAUUAUGGGAAGAUUGCCAGACCACUGUACGAGCUUACCAAGAAAGAAGCUGUUUUCACAUGGGGAAAGAAGGAACAGGAGGCCUUUCAAGCCAUCUGCGACGCAGUCACCGCAGACCCUGUACUGAAACUUCCCGAUCCAAGCAAGCAAUUUGAGGUUGAGACCGAUGCGUCCGACUACGCCAUCGGAGGACAAUUGGGACAACGCGACGACCAGGGGAAGUUACACCCGCUAGCAUUCUUUUCAAAGAAACUAGAAGGACCUCGUCGCAAUUACCCGAUUCACGACAAGGAACUCUUGGCUAUCAUCGAGGCUUUCCAAGAGUGGAGACCGUAUCUCAGCGGUACCACCAAGGAAGUGCUAGUCUACACCGACCACAAGAACCUUAAGUACUUCACGACCACGAAGGUACUUAAUGGACGACAGACACGGUGGGCAGAGUUCUUAUCGGAGUUCAACUUCCAGAUCAACUACAAGAAGGGAUCGGAGAACGCUCGGGCUGAUGCGCUCAGCCGACGGGCGGACCAUGUGAAAGAUGCAGCCGAAGCUUCUGCACCUUUGUUCCAGGAACAGCCGGACGGAUCACUCGUACACCCACUACAGGAAUGGGUAGAGUGCUGCGCCGUCUACUGGGCCGAACUACAGGGCCCCAACUAUCAAGCUACCACCGCCACUCCCGAAGAGCGACGGAGGUGGGAGGACAAUCCGGAGGAAGGAGUCGUCCUCCAGAACGACAAGCUAUGGUACCACGACAAGGCCUAUGUAUGGCCGGAGCAGCAAGAAGCGCUCAUCCAGGAUAUCCACGCAUCCAAGAUUGGAGGACACAUGGGUAUCACGAAAACCAUAGCACGAAUACGGCAACACUACGACUUUCCCAGGUUGAAAGAUGCGGUGGCUCGAACAUUGCAGGCCUGCGAGCGAUGCAGCAGAACCAGGGUUGCAAGACACAAGCCAUACGGACUUCUCGAACCUCUGGAAGUCGCGGAACGACCGUGGAGCUCGGUAACGAUGGACUUCAUUACCAAGCUGCCGCUAUCCACCGACACCGCCACAGGAGUCAUGUACGACAGCAUCCUAGUGAUGGUGGAUAGGCUGACCAAAUGGAGUUACUUCCUGCCAUACAAGGAGACAUGGUCAGCAGAACGGCUUGCGGACGUGAUCUAUCGAAACGUCACUUCGGUACACGGAUGGCCGAAGGAAUGGAUCACGGACAGAGACACCAGGUUUGCAUCCAAAUUCUGGCAGGCAUUGAUGACCAAGCUCGGUACCAAGAGUAAGCUAUCAACGGCCUAUCACCCCCAGACGGAUGGACAAACCGAAAGGAUAAACCAGAUCGUGGAACAAUAUCUGAGGAAUUAUGUCAACUUUGAACAAAGCGAUUGGGUAGACCUACUACCAACGGCACAAUUGGCAUACAAUACCGCACCUACAGAAACCACGAAGGUGACACCUUUCUUCGCAAACUACGGAUACGAGAUGGAACAAUUGGAAGGACCCGAUUCAAAUGUUCCCAGAGCCUCAGUCAAAGCCCAAAAACUGCACAUGCUUCACGAGAAACUCAAGAACGAGUUGGAAUUCGUGCGCCAGAAGAUGGGCCGCUACUACAACCAGAAAAGGCUCGAGGGACCUCGCUUUAAGGAGGGGGAUAAAGUCCUCUUAUCCACCAGGAACCUUAGGACGAAGCGACCCAGCAAAAAACUCGAUGAUCGACGAGUGGGACCUUUCAAAAUCAAGAAGAAAAUCUCGGACGUAGUGUUUCAACUGGACAUUCCCGACACCAUGAAGCUAAGAUCACACUCAUUCCACGUAUCGCUGCUAGAACCCGCACCAAAGAACGCUAGGAUCAAUACCAGUGUCAGCAUCGAGGACGAGGAAGAAGAAUGGGAUGUGGAACAAAUCUUAGAUUCAAGGAACGAGGAAGGGAAACUGGAAUACCUCAUCAAGUGGGAAGGAUUCGGUCCCGAAGACAACACAUGGGAACCCAUCAAGAAUUUGAACUGCCCUGAGAAGUUGGAAGAAUUCCACCGAAGGAACCCGGACCGGCCAAAGGCGAAGGACUGUGUAGCCAGGAGGCAGGCAGGUCGGACACGUCCAACAAAGACCAAUCGAACUCAGGCACGACGGCAGAGGAAGUAG
This is a messenger RNA of Sordaria macrospora k-hell, 2484 nucleotides long. The record is from the annotation of a RefSeq genome assembly. Lineage: Eukaryota; Fungi; Ascomycota; Sordariomycetes; Sordariales; Sordariaceae.